UGAAUCGUAAACUCAUGUGUGUAAAAAUUGGGAAACAUUAACAGCUCAUGUUUUUGCAGUUUGGAGUGAUAUACGCCUGAAAUAGCCAUGAACGUCCAGCCUUCAAAUCCCAAUAACCCGAUAGUGUUUUUCGACGUCACCAUUGGAGGGCAAGAAGUUGGCAGAAUGAAGAUAGAGCUUUUUGCUGACAUUGUUCCAAAGACUGCAGAAAAUUUUCGGCAGUUCUGUACUGGUGAAUUCAAGAAGGAUGGAGUUCCCGUGGGCUAUAAAGGCUGCACAUUUCAUAGGGUGAUAAAGGACUUCAUGAUUCAGGGUGGAGAUUUUGUCAAUGGUGACGGCACUGGCAUCUGCAGUAUCUACAGGGGACCAUUUGCAGAUGAGAACUUCAGAAUGAAACACUCUGGCCCAGGACUCCUGUCACUGGCCAACAGUGGACCAGGAACAAAUGGCUGUCAGUUUUUUAUUACCUGCACAAAGUGUGACUGGUUGGAUGGGAAGCAUGUAGUAUUUGGAAAAGUGGUGGAUGGUUUGCUCGUCAUGAGGAAAAUUGAGAAUGUACCAACAGGACCCAACAACAAGCCCAAGCUGCCCAUUGUCGUUGCCCAGUGUGGAGAAAUGUGAUAUGUGAUAUAUUUUGUACUGUUACACAUCAGCAAAGACACAUGACCUUUGCUUUAAAGUAAAUAGACAAGCCAUUUUGGAUGACUUACCAUUCAUGAUCUCCAUUUGCAAAUCACAUCCUUUUGAAAAUUUUGUAGUAAUUUUGUGGGAUUAACUGAUUAUUUGUGAAAAAUUAUUGGUUCAACAAGGUUGUUUUAUUUUGUACAAUGUUAAUUACAGCAGAAGUGAAGGUUUGAAGUCGUCAAUGAUCCAAAACCGAUUUCAUGAUUAGCUCAUGUCACUUGCAAAUGUCCAUAAAAGACGAACUUGACAUUCAAGAUAGAAACAAACAUGUAUUCUUUAUACAUUCUGAAGAACAAGGCUUUUUAUUGUUGAUCAGCCUUUUAAAAGGGCCUUGUUAACCCUUGUUGAGGUUUUUUUGUAUCCUUCAAUAAAUUUUGACCCAUGUUUUUU
Messenger RNA from Rhinichthys klamathensis goyatoka, 1074 nucleotides. It is a transcript of the gene ppih, whose product is annotated as peptidylprolyl isomerase H (cyclophilin H). Gene Ontology annotation, molecular function: peptidyl-prolyl cis-trans isomerase activity. The transcript is spliced from 9 exons. Gene Ontology annotation, cellular component: intracellular membrane-bounded organelle. The record is from RefSeq and is a predicted model, not a curated record. Bases 88 to 621 code for a protein of 177 amino acids. Lineage: Eukaryota; Metazoa; Chordata; Actinopteri; Cypriniformes; Leuciscidae. Gene Ontology annotation, biological process: protein peptidyl-prolyl isomerization; protein folding.